AUGCAAACGACAUUGAGCACUAUUGAUGCAACCAAGAUCCUGCGGAAAAUCAAGCUUCACUUAUUAGGACACCUUGUAGAAGAUAUCCGCUCAUUUGGACCUUUACUCGGUGUCGCAACAGAAAGCUUUGAAUCAUACAAUGGCGUUUUCCGAGCGUGCUCGGUCCUAUCAAAUCAUCGUGCACCCAGUCGUGACAUUGCUAAGCAGAUUGGAAACCAAGAGGGUCUCAAGCACCGUUUGUCUGGUGGGUGGUGGUAUAACGUGAAGGAUCAAAAAUGGACGCAGUCAGGAUCUGGAGUAAAAAACAUGCUCAAACGCCAUUCAAUUCUUCGAGGGAUGCUUGGUUGGUCCAAGAAGGAGAUAUCUGCACCAGGAACAGUAAUUCAAUGUUCCAUUGGACGCAGGCCGAAUGGAACUCCAGAAGAAAUUUGGAACAAACGCCACAAAGUCAAGCUGAGUGAUACGUUUGCAAAGAAUGCCAUCAACGCAACUUCGUAUGACACGAAUUCCAUCUGGAAUCAAUGUCAAGAAGCUGUGGCAGCUUCUGGCGAUUCUUGCUCCGUGGGCUCUUGGGUUUUCUUCAAAUCCCCAGUCACUCAUACGCCGUCAGUCGGUCGGAUCAGCAACAUUCUUUUACGAGAAAACACAAGCAUCACAAUCAUUGAAGAAUUUUCAGUCGCACCCAAGAAGAAUGAAUUUUUCGGCCUUCCUUAUGUAUACAGAAGACAAGAUGAAGUGAGCUAUGUAAUCAUACCGACGGAGGACAUUAGUUUUCUUCAAAAUAUGCAGCAUGAUUGUCGGAGCGUUGGCUGUGAGGCCACAGGUGUUCGAAAACGCAUGAACGAGCGAAAGGAGACGGAACAGACUCAGUCGUUUAUUGAACACAAAGAAGAAGGUCGAUACCUGAUAAACCUCCAUUCCUUUCACAACGCCCACCUGAUACGACAUGUACUCCCCCGUGAGCUGUGCACCACAGAACCACUCUUCCCAAACUGUUUGGAAAAGCAUCUCGAGAUAGCCAGCAAGUUGCAAGGGUCUUUAGCGAAAAAGAAAGAGGCGACGAGGCAGAGGAGAGCCGAGAAGAAGCGAGAAGCCGAGAAUAAUGCUGACGAUGGACGCGGUAAACGAGCACGCACAGUGGUAACAGAUGAAGGGGUGAACACGUCGGUUUAG
This is a messenger RNA of Marasmius oreades (fairy-ring Marasmius), 1173 nucleotides long. RefSeq lists its product as uncharacterized. The record is from RefSeq and is a predicted model, not a curated record. Lineage: Eukaryota; Fungi; Basidiomycota; Agaricomycetes; Agaricales; Marasmiaceae. The transcript has 4 exons. The coding region runs from base 1 to 1173 and encodes 390 amino acids.